Molecule: messenger RNA, 1163 nt
Organism: Mauremys mutica (yellowpond turtle)
Lineage: Eukaryota; Metazoa; Chordata; Testudines; Geoemydidae
Product: zinc finger protein 774-like
Exons: 4
Coding region: 22-819 (265 amino acids)
Biological process (GO): regulation of transcription by RNA polymerase II
Molecular function (GO): DNA-binding transcription factor activity, RNA polymerase II-specific; RNA polymerase II cis-regulatory region sequence-specific DNA binding
Source: RefSeq, a predicted model, not a curated record
GCUCAGCAUGCGGCAAACACCAUGACAAGCCUCUUACGCGCUUUGCUGGAGCUACAGAAACGCGAUUUGAAAUGGUUUCCAGUCUCCAAACCUGAGGUGAUGUCCCAGCUGGAACCAGGGGAAGAGCUGUGGGUCUCAGAUCUCCAGGGCUUGGGGGAAAAAGAGAUCCUGACAGGAACCUGCACAGGUGAUCGGAUGGUGAGUGAGAACAAAGAGCAGAAUCCACAGCAGGAAGAUGAGGAGCACAUUGAACUGCACAGGGUAUUAUCACAAGGAAUUAAACGAAACGUGUCCCAACCAGGGGAGAAAGUGAGUAAAUCCAUCAGUUGUGAGGAAAAUCACAAGGACCUCAAGGAAACCACAGCCCAGCAGGGAAUCCUUAUGGGAGAGAGAAAAAGCAUAUGCCCUGAGUGUGGUAAAACCUUCCCUCGACGCUCACACCUUAUUUUACAUCAGAAAAUCCACACAAGAGAGACAGCCUAUGAAUGCCGUGAGUGCGGGAAAACCUUCACUCGGCGCUCAGACCUUAUCAGACCUCAGAGAACCCACACAAGCCCUAACCCCUAUGAAUGCUGCCAGUGUGGGAAAAUCUUCCCUUGGCACUCACAGCUUAUUGUACAUCAAAGAAUCCACACAGGAGAGAGACCCUAUGUGUGCUGUGAGUGCGGGAAAGCCUUCACGCGACGCUCACAUCUUAUUAGACAUCAGAGAACCCACACUCAAGAGCGACCCUUUGAAUGCUGUGAAUGCGGGAAAACCUUCUCUCAGAGCUCAGCCCUGAUUAGACAUCAGAGAACCCAUGUUUGUGAGAGGCCCUAGGAAUGCUGUAUUUAGCCAGCACACUGUGAAGGAACUAUUCGAGUUGAAUGGCCCAUCAAAGAACAGUGAGCUCACAGUGGACCAUGGAAAACGCCUGUCCAUGCCUGAUGGAUUUUCCUUGAACGUUCUAACUGAAGUAUGGGUAAUGGCCUCUGCUAUGACUAAGCGAAGCAGGCAUUGAUAUGUGAUUUGCCCAUGUGACUCCAAACCCUACUUGUUACCUGUAAUUUUCCACAAACUAGAACAAUGGGUUUCCCCUCACUUGGCAGAAGCUAUAAAAGGCCCUGGAAACAUUUUCAUUUUGCCUCUCCUGCUCAAACUUCUGGAAUAUGGACUUACACUAA